This is a messenger RNA of Didymodactylos carnosus, 1827 nucleotides long. The record is from the annotation of a GenBank genome assembly. Lineage: Eukaryota; Metazoa; Rotifera; Eurotatoria; Philodinida; Philodinidae.
AUGUUGAUCUCUUUAUCAUCAGCAUUAACUACUACAUCUACAAUUGGAAUAUGGUCAUCUGUCUCGGGAUGUACGAUUAAACGAAAUCGAGAUGGUGGUAGUAGUAUUGUAGAUAUACAACAUCAACGAAUAAAUUCGAUUAAUUUAACAUGUAAUCGUACGGGAAGUUAUAUUUUGGUUAGAAAUACAACAUUUGGUGUUCAUUCAUCACCCGUAACUUCGAAAGGAGAACAAUGUUUAUUUAAAAAAGGCGAUUGUACAAUAAGAACAACACAUAUUGGAACAGAAUGUAAUGGAUUACAACAAUGUGAUUUAGAUCUUGAUCCACAAUAUCUUCAUACAUGUAGUCAAUACAGUGAUUAUGUUGUGUUAGAUUAUGCAUGUUUGAGUGGUCCAAGUAUAUCUGUAUGUGAUAAUAAUCAACUAUCAAGUACAAAUCAUAUUUAUUUAACAAGUCCGAGUUAUCCACAAGAAUAUAAUAAUUCAUUAAAUUGUUCAUGCGAUGUUGAAUUUAAUAAGAACAAAACAACAACGGGUUUAACAAUCGGCUUUUUAGAUUUUUUUCUUGAAGAACGCGAUGAAUCCGAUUUAUGUACGCGUGACUCAUUAACUCUUAAUAAUCGUUCUCUAUGUGGAAAUAUUAACGAUUUAGCAACACCAAAUGAUCACGAUGCAUUCAUACCACCAAUGUCACAGAUAUUCAACACAAUGUAAGUCAUCGAACUUAUCUAAUUAUUUUCCUAGUAUGAAUAAAGCCGUAAAUUUCAGUUGUUUCUUGAUCAUGAAAGAUGCGUAUAGAAAAAGUGUUACAGUACUCCGCAAAAGUAGCGACAUCCCUGUAACUCAAGAACCAUUAUAGCUAGGGACUUCUAAUUUUGUGUAGUCAUAGCUCUUACCGAAUGGUGAUCACCCACCAAGUUUGAGCCUCGUUUAGUGGAUGGUUCGUGAGAUAUGAGCGAUUUCUUUCUUUUCCGUAAAGUAUCAAUAGCUCCUGACCUAAGGGAGAUUAAAACUUUUUCUUUUUAUUAAAAUGUAGCCACGACUCUACUCUAUCUACGACAUAAAUUUCGUGAGUUGAUUGUUAGUAGUCGGUGAAAUACAACUAUUUUACGGGCUAGGAUCGCUUUUUUUUUGUUGAAAAUUCGAGGCCCUUUGCGAAAAAAUUUCACAACUCAGUUUAGAAGCAUCAUUUUGACUUCAUAUUCGUACCAAAGACUCUACGGUGUCUGUAGAUUAUCUAGUCAACGUAUGAAGGUUAACUAUUGUGUAGUUCGGAAAAUUUAUUGAGAAUGAACAUCCACGAUUGAAACAUACGCAGAAGAACGAGAGUGAGAAACUAAAGGUCACUCUUUCUAUUACACAAUCUGCAUUCAAUGUACAUCAUAAUCAUGAAAAAAUAACCAUAGAAACCUAUGGUUUCGAAAAACGUAUGUGAAACUUUUAUCAGAAAGAUUAGACACUUACAUCUGACCUUCGCCAUUCCACUUAUUUUGCGCCCUUUUCACUUCCCUUAUAUUUUCAAGCAAAACUAAUAACAUAUUUGAGAUCAGCGAACAAAACUGGGUCGAAUAGCAUACUUAACAUUCGGUUUUUGAACAAAGACAUUUUAUUGAAAAUUUUCUCUCUAGGUUAACGGUAAGUGUGUAAUCUUUCUGAUAAAAGUUUCACGUACGUUUUUCGAAACCAUAGGUUUCUAUGGUCAUUUUUUCAUGAUUAUGAUGUACAUUGAAUGCAGAUUGUGUAAUAGAAAGAGUGACCUUUAGUUUCUCACUCUCGUUCUUCUGCGUAUGUUUCAAUCGUGGAUGUUCAUUCUCAAUAAAUUUUCCG